GAGUACUGCAACACUGUGCUCCCUAUAUGCAAUUUAAUAUGCGUCAUCCACAGUUCGCCCCGUAGUAUAUAAACGACGGAGCGGACCUACUCGAGAUUAGUGUCUCACAUCAAGUUGCCGAAACCAGUAGCCAUGGUGAAUCCAGUAGCAUACGCUUCGUCUAAUACAUUGCAACAGUGCAAUGUAUCGGCGAUAAUGGACGAAUUCGCGGACGAAUUAGAGACUUUGAAUGGAAAGUGUAUGGACAUCGGUUGUGGUCCUGGAGACAUUACAAGAAAUAUCGUCUUGCCGGCUCUCAGUCCAACGGCUGUAAUGAUCGGUACGGACAUUUCGGAAGACAUGAUCCAGUACGCUAAUGAGAAAUACGGUGACAACGUGCGAACCGCGUUCGAAGUGUUGGAUGUACAAACUAAAUUUCUUCCUAAGGAGUAUGUUUCCGAGUUUGAUCACAUAUUCUCAUUUCACGCUUUGCAUUGGUGCAGCGAUAUACGACAAGCGUUUAGCAACAUUUAUGAGAUGUUACAACCCGGCGGGACCAUACUUAUGAAUCUAGUAGCGUCUCAUGAUAUAUUUGAUGUUUUCAACCAAAUAUCGCAAAAUCCUCGCUAUGCUUCCUACAUACCGGACAAGAAAAGACUCGUUUCGCCAUUUCAAUAUUCAACUGAGCCGCAGAAAGAAUUAAAAAAUAUGCUUAAAAGUGUCGGAUUCGAUGUUCUACAUUGUAGUCACCGGGAAACGACUUACUUGCACGUGAAUUCGCACACAUUUCUGCCCGCAAUAAUGUCCUUUAUAUCAUUUUUGGAUAAUAUGCCGAAAAAUUUGAAGACAGACUUUUACGAGGAAUUCAAAAGUGAAUAUAUGCAAAGAAAAGUGAUCUUCAAAAGACGACAAAAUAAUGAGGAGCAAACGGUCAUAUUGGAUAUGUACAGAGUUCUAGUACUUUAUGCGAAGAAAUGAAGAUCGUACACGCAGAAUUAUCUUCGCACAUAGAAUUCAUUCACAUUCGCAUAAAUCCUUAAAUAUUUAUAUAAAAAGGCCACCGUCCUUAUUUAUUAAUAUAUAAUCAUAUUUAUAUAUUUAUAUUAUAUUUAUUAAAACUAUUUAUAUCAUUAUUAUUUAUGAUGAAGCAUUUGUAAUUUAUCUUGAUUUAAAUGGUUUGUGGAAAAAUAUUCCUGUUCCAUACUA
Molecule: messenger RNA, 1185 nt
Organism: Odontomachus brunneus
Lineage: Eukaryota; Metazoa; Arthropoda; Insecta; Hymenoptera; Formicidae
Product: juvenile hormone acid O-methyltransferase-like
Exons: 5
Coding region: 133-957 (274 amino acids)
Source: RefSeq, a predicted model, not a curated record